Molecule: messenger RNA, 1026 nt
Organism: Aureobasidium namibiae CBS 147.97
Lineage: Eukaryota; Fungi; Ascomycota; Dothideomycetes; Dothideales; Saccotheciaceae
Product: t-SNARE
Exons: 2
Coding region: 1-1026 (341 amino acids)
Biological process (GO): intracellular protein transport; endoplasmic reticulum to Golgi vesicle-mediated transport; vesicle fusion
Cellular component (GO): endomembrane system; SNARE complex; Golgi membrane
Molecular function (GO): SNAP receptor activity; SNARE binding
Source: RefSeq, a predicted model, not a curated record
AUGUCGGCAGCCACGUCGUCAAUCCAGGACCGCACCACAGAGUUCCGCUCCAUCCUCCAACAACAACAAAAACGACUCGCCCACACAACCACUCCCCAGUCUCGACAACACCUACUCCCAAACAAUGGUCAACCCUCGGCGCAACCCACCCGCAAACAGCGCAGCGAAUUCGCCCGCAAAGCCGCCGACAUAGGCAGGGGCAUCGCUGCCACCGUCGGCAAACUCGAGCGCCUGGGUCAGCUCGCCCGCCGCAAAACCCUCUUCGACGACAAGCCCGUCGAAAUCGCCGAACUCACCUAUGUCAUCAAGCAAGACCUGGCUGCCUUGAACCAACAAAUCGGUGCCUUGUCCACCAUCAACAAAGUUGCCCACCCGAAAGGCGGCCUGGACCAACAAGGCCAACACAACGAAAACGUCGUCGUCAUGCUGCAAAGCAGACUCGCAAACGUCGGUGGAAACUUCAAAGAAGUCCUCGAAGUGCGCUCCAAGAACGUCCAAGCCAGCCGCUCCCGUCAAGACAAUUUCGUCUCUACAGUCGCAAACUCGGGGCAUCUGGUGGCGCCCCAAGCGCGCAGCGACUCUCCACUCUACGCGCCUCCAUCGCGGGGUCGCUCUCCCCAACCACCAUUAACCCAAGGCCAAGAUUUACUCACUCUCGACGCACCCACCUCGGCCUCGUCAGCACUCACCCGCGGCGUCCAAUCAGAACAGCAAAUGCUGCUCUUGGAAGAAGGAAACCAAGAAAACGGAUACAUACAGCAGCGCGGCGAAGCCAUCGAAGGCAUCGAACGCACAAUCGCAGAACUCGGCGGUAUCUUUGGCCAACUGGCUCAAAUGGUCAGCGAGCAGAGUGAUAUGAUUCAACGCAUCGAUGCGAAUACGGAAGAUAUCGUGGACAACGUCGAGGGUGCGCAGAGGGAACUCAUGAAAUACUGGUCAAGGGUGCAGGGGAAUAGGUGGUUGGUCGCAAAGAUGUUUGGUGUUUUGAUGAUCUUUUUCUUGUUAUGGGUGCUCAUCGCUGGUUAG